Molecule: messenger RNA, 1968 nt
Organism: Fonsecaea multimorphosa CBS 102226
Lineage: Eukaryota; Fungi; Ascomycota; Eurotiomycetes; Chaetothyriales; Herpotrichiellaceae
Exons: 3
Coding region: 1-1968 (655 amino acids)
Biological process (GO): regulation of transcription by RNA polymerase II
Cellular component (GO): SAGA complex
Molecular function (GO): transcription coactivator activity
Source: RefSeq, a predicted model, not a curated record
AUGCCUCCCUUACCAGGUGCUAGUAAGAAGAAAAAUCGAGAUGGGCGACGGUCUCGUAGCAGGAAUACCACCCCAAGCUCGGUUCUCAGUGCUGGCACUGCACCGCCAGGCCCGACAACCACUCCUCUCCUCGAGUUGGAAGUGUCCAAACUCCUGGUGCCUUCGAAGCCAAAUUAUGCAGAGAUCAUAGACCAUCUGGAUAACCAUGGCUCCAAGUUGGAGCCCAAGUCGUUGCACGAGAUCAUUGAUCAGUUGAAGCAUCUCAGCGAAUCGGCCGAAAAACGCGCCGAAUCAUGCGAGAAAGCCAUUCGACUCAUCCAUGAACAGAAAAAGAACGUGGAGACGGAUCAGCAAGAUCGCGACCGCCAAGCAGAGCAGGCUCGCCGGGCGAAGGCGCGCAAAGAGGAAAGCCACUCCCAGAAGAAUCCCAAGGCAAAGAAACGCAAAGACAGACCUGAGACUGUGGACAAUGUUGAGAUCAAGAAGGAAGAUGAACCUACGAAGACGAAACUGUCCCGUGCCACACCCGGGCCUCUGGACAGUCCUUCUCCUUCAAAGAAGACCAAACUCAGUCCUGGUACUUCAUCGUUAUCUGAAGUUGCUGAUUCACCAGAAGCCGCAGCUGCCAGCGCGCACGCCUCCCCAGCCAAGUCGGACGUGUCCAUGUCUGAUGCUGAAGACACCCGUGUUGUUCACCCGCCUGUGCCCCAACAAGGCUUCUUCCCCGACCCACUAGCGCCUGACCCUGUCAUCUACCACAUUCGAGAGGUGACGCCCGGCAUGUCUGACGAGGAGAAGAAGGAGAUUUACAGCGUCACUGCGUAUCCGACAAAGGAUCUGAGUGAUCAAGUCGCCGGUACACCGCCUGACAAAGACUUCAGCAAUGCCAAACCUACCAAUCAAGUCGCUGCCAACACGUUCCUUACCUAUGUCGAGCCCUUUGUCCGACCUCUCACGGAAGAGGACAUUGCGUGGUUGCGCGAACGAGGUGAUCGAACAACUCCAUUUCUCGCAGUGCCCCGAGGCAAGCGUUCCUAUCAAGAGAUUUGGGCAGAAGAAGAUUCGGGGACAAUUACCGUCGAGAAUGGCGUUGACAAGCUUUCCUUGAGUGGUCCAAGGGGGAACGUGGAACAGAUCAACGAUGAAAAUGUCGCGACAGAUCAGAUCUCAACUGGACCGCUUGCCAGCCGACUUCUCUCCCUUCUCAAGUUCGAGCACCGAUCACCGCCGACUGAUCCCAAUGCAACAGGCGACUUGAACACUUUCAUGGCUGACGGUAAUGACACUAUGGAUUUGGAUGGGCUCACCAACGGUCAUGACACCUCUGAGAAGCCACUGCCUCCUGCAGCAGCUGUGGCGGAUCAGGCACCUGCAAAAUCUUCCAAUUCUCAGCGUCUUGACUAUGUACAGAGUGAGGAACGGAUCAAAGGCGAACUCCGACAUCUUGGUCUCCUGGGGCAGGAUGAGAAUCCCGACUACGAUGAUCACCAUGACGAUGAUAUCAGCGAACGACUGCGCCUGCUUCAGGGAGAGUUACGUCGGGUCAUGGUCGUGAAUGGGGCUCGCAAAUCUCGCCUGCUCGAUCUGGCUAAGGAACGGCUCGCGUUUCAGGAAUACAGCACUAUCCAUGAAGAUCUUGACAGCCAAGUCCAACAAGCCUAUCUUAAGCGGACUCGUACGUUGGGGAAGACAAAGAAGGGUGGCCCAGGAGCUAAUAAACCGCGACCGGGCAGCCACGGCGUGGGCGGACCUGGCACAGCAAUGAGCGUCAACAGAGCUAGGGACAUUGGCGACUCAGCCCGGAUGCUUAUGGAUCGCAGAAGGAGAUGGGAGAACUGCAUCGGACCGGUCUUCAAAGAUAUGAACCACGGCAUUCCCCCCAAGGGCACUACAUUGUGGGAUCCAAAGAUCAUGGAAGCUUAUGAGAAAGCCGAGUUGGAAGCUCUCGAAGAAGAAGCAGAAGAAUGA